AUGACCAGGGGUGCUUGGAUGUGUCGGCAGUAUGACGACGGCUUAAAAAUCUGGUUGGCAGCACCCCGGGAGAACGAGAAACCGUUCAUCGAUUCGGAGAGGGCUCAGAAAUGGCGACUGUCUCUGGCAUCUCUCUUGUUCUUCACAGUCCUGCUCUCUGAUCACUUGUGGUUCUGCGCCGAGGCCAAGCUGACCCGGACCCGCGACAAGGAGCAGCAGCAGCAUCGGCAGCGGCGGCAGCAGCAGCAGCAGAGGCACCGACAGCACGAGCCCUCCUGGCCCGCGCUCCUGGCGAGCAUGGGGGAGUCCUCGCCCGCCGCCCAGGCACACAGACUCCUCUCCGCCUCCUCGUCCCCCACGCUGCCCCCCUCCCCGGGAGACGGCGGCGGCGGCGGCGGCGGCAAGGGCAACCGAGGCAAAAACAACCGGAGCAAGGCGCUUUUUCUAGGAAACUCUGCCAAACCCGUGUGGCGCCUGGAGACUUGUUACCCCCAGGGCGCCUCCUCGGGCCAGUGCUUCACCGUGGAGAGCGCGGACGCCGUGUGCGCCAGGAACUGGAGUCGGGGGGUGGCGGCCGCGGGGGAGGAGCAGCCGGUGAGGGGGACGCAUCCAGCUCCGCUCUGGAACUUGUCGGAUUUUUACCUUUCGUUUUGUAAUUCCUACACACUUUGGGAGUUGUUCUCGGGGUUGUCCAGUCCCAGCACUUUGAACUGUAGUCUGGAUGUGGUGCUCAAGGAGGGCGGCGAGAUGACCACUUGCAGGCAGUGCGUCGAGGCUUACCAAGACUACGACCACCACGCUCAGGAGAAAUACGAAGAGUUUGAGAGUGUGCUCCAUAAGUACUUACAGUCGGAGGAGUACUCGGUGAAAUCGUGUCCUGAGGACUGUAAGAUUGUCUACAAAGCCUGGCUGUGUUCCCAGUACUUUGAAGUCGCUCAGUUUAACUGCAGAAAGACAAUUCCUUGCAAGCAAUACUGUUUGGAGGUUCAGACGAGGUGUCCGUUUAUAUUGCCCGACAACGAUGAAGUCAUCUACGGGGGACUCUCCAGCUUCAUCUGUACAGGGCUCUACGAAACCUUUCUAAGCACGGAGGACCCCGAAUGCUGUGAUGUCAGGAGAGAAGAGCGCCCGAGCAAGCCCUCCAGAGGGACGCUGGGGACCAGCAGCCCCUGUCACAGGACGUCACUCACAGUGUCAUCAGCAGCCAGACUGGGCAACAGCAGACUCAAACUGUGCGUUCUCGUACUGAUUCUCCUGCACACAGUGCUCACGGCCUCCGCGGCGCAGAACAGCACGACGCUGGGCUUGGGGGGCAUCCACGCGCUGGAAGAGAGCUCGCCGCGCGACGAGUAG
Molecule: messenger RNA, 1353 nt
Organism: Neomonachus schauinslandi (Hawaiian monk seal)
Lineage: Eukaryota; Metazoa; Chordata; Mammalia; Carnivora; Phocidae
Gene: NALF1
Product: NALCN channel auxiliary factor 1
Exons: 3
Coding region: 1-1353 (450 amino acids)
Biological process (GO): calcium ion import across plasma membrane
Cellular component (GO): plasma membrane
Molecular function (GO): stretch-activated, monoatomic cation-selective, calcium channel activity
Source: RefSeq, a predicted model, not a curated record